UCAGUCUUAUUCAACUCUCACACACAGCCAGGAUAACUGAAUUACUUAUUGUGACGGCAGGAUUAGUCACAUAUUAUUUAGAUAAUUGGUUCGAUCUGAAGGAAACACACAUCAGGAUAUCAUUAAAGUUAACUGGAGUGAGAAAAAACAUUGCAAACAUGCGUGGACUUGUCGAGGAUACGAAAAAGACAAAAUUAACUCAACACAAUAAUAACAAUGUGGCCAGCGGAGGACGUAUUAAAACAGGUACACCAACAACAACCACAACGGGUUCAAGUGCAAGCAGUUCCAGGCCACUGAGGAGUCUCAAUAAAACGGCACCAACGACGUCGACGACAACGACGACGUCAUCAGUUGCAGCAGCAGCAGGAGGAGGGAAAAAGACGCCGCAAAGUAUGCAACAACAAGUCGUCAAAGGCACGAAGUUGGCUGCAACAGCAACAACAACCACGAAUCGGGCAACAACUGCGUCGACAGCUACAAUAAAGUCACAAAAGGGUCAUAAUCCACCCUCGCAAAUGCAAAAGACAACACACCAACAACAGCAGCAACAACAACAACAACAACAAGCACAGAAAAGCAACAACAGCAACACAAUUGCCUUGCCAAAAGCGUCCCAUGCCAAUACCAGCGAAGAAUUGGCUGGUGGCGUACAGGACACCAUUUAUCUAUGCAAUUUUCGCGUUUCUGUCGAUGGUGAAUGGCUCUGUCUGAAGGAAUUGCAGGAUAUCGAUGUACCCGGCGGUCCUCAUACCAUUGGCGGUGGGGCAGCUGAAACUGUAAGCAGUCUCAAGUCAUCAGGUGGAAACUCAAAUCGUUACAGCAGCGGAGGUGGCGGCGGCGGAGGCGGCAGCAAUCAAAAUAAACGCUUCUCCGGGCUAACUGCGGCCAGUGUGGGUGGAGCAUUGGAGGAUAAUGGUAUUAUGGCAAUUGAAUAUCUUAUCGGUCGUCGUCUAGGCGACAUUGUAGGCUCAGGUUCAGCCUCCCGCUCAAAUGCACAUGCGUCGCAGCACAAGAAUGUCGGCCUUAUGGGCGGCACACUUGCUGAGUGGUCGCAUCUCUCACGCGAUACGGCCGAGAUUGAGCGAAGUAAUCUGGUGAAUAUCUGCAAAUUGGUCGUCAAGGAGCUCUUAGAGCAAUCUUUACGAUAUGGACGAAUGCUCGAUUCGGAUCAUCUGCCAUUGCAGCAUUUCUUUAUUGUCAUUGAACAUGUCCUGGGUCAUGGUUUGCGUACCAAAAAAGGACUACUGGGACCGCGCAAAGAACUUUGGGACCUGCUACAAAGUGUGGAGAACUAUUGCCCGGAGGCGCAGGACAUUACGGCCAGUGUGCGGGAUCUGCCAACAGUUCGCACCCAUAUAGGGCGGGCAAGAGCUUGGCUACGCAUUGCCCUGAUGCAGAAGAAACUGGCUGACUAUCUGCAGAGUCUAAUUGAGCAUCGGGAGGACUCUCUGUGCGAUUACUAUGAACCCCAUGCUCUCAUGAUGAGUGAUGAGAUUGUAGUGAUAAUGGGCAUUCUGGUUGGCCUAAAUGUAAUUGAUUGCAAUCUAUGUGUCAAGGAGGAGGAUUUGGACUCACAACAGGGUGUUAUUGACUUCUCGCUGUAUUUACGGUCCAGCUCUCGGAAUGCCGAUGUCGCCGAUGAUGGCAAUGGCAGUGGAAGCAAUCCACCAGCAUUGCUAGACUCCACAGGACAGGGUAACAUGAUAGCAGUGCUCGAUCAGAAGAACUACAUCGAGGAGCUGAAUCGGCAUCUCAACGCAACCGUUGGCAAUCUUCAGGCCAAAGUUGAGUCUUUGACCACCACAAAUGCCCUGAUGAAGGAGGAUCUGGCCAUUGCGCGAAAUAGUUUGUUGGCCCUUCAGGCCGAAAAUCAAGCUAUGCGUCAAUCCAGCCAACCAACCUUAACCAACGUCGAAGCUGAUAAGAAUAGUGAAUCCUCUGAGCUAAUUGAAGAACGUAAGAGAUCAGCGGAACUGGAGAAGGAGCUUAAGCUUCAGGUAUCCCUCAAGGCUGAGUCGGAUAUGGCAAUGAAACUGCUGGAGAAGGACAUUCACGACAAACAGGACACAAUUGUGUCACUACGUCGUCAAUUGGACGACAUUAAACAGAUCAAUCUUGAGAUGUAUCGCAAACUUCAGGAAUGUGAAGAUGAACUCACACAGAAGGGCGAGAUGGUAUCUCGUCUACAAACGAAAGCCUCACAAAUUGGUAACAUUUUACAAUCGCUAGAAAAGAAAUAUGAGUCAAAGCUCGUCGAGCAGCAGCAGCACCACCACCAGCCACAUCCUGCCGGAGGUGGGGAUAGAUCCCCUAACACCAGACGUCAACAGAAUUUGGAAAAGUUCGAGGCUCUCACCAAGAAGCAUAAAUACGACACUGGACCGCCCAUGAAACGUAUGCAUUUAAAGAUGGAUGGCAUUCCUCCCUUCAACCCCAACAACUAUCGCAAAUCCCCCUCGAGUGCAGUUGCUGGACAGGACAGGCAGGAGCCGCCCGAUGCUGAAACGGCAACGGAGACCAAAGAUUUGAAAACACCCACAUCGGCCAAAUCCCUAAAUGAUGAACUAGCCGAGGCGGCUGCAGCGGUCACCCAGCACUUUAAGAUCGCUGGCGGUGUGGAUGGUUCUCGCAGCGAUUAUGUUCUGUCCAGAGAGCUGCCGGAAACUGAUAUAGCUGAUUCUUAAGAUCCAACAUGUACAUAUACAACAAUAUUUACAAUGUGCAUAGUUCAUUCAAUUGAUUUCCAUUACAAAUUUGUAAGAAAAAUGUCAACUAUAAAUAUGCAAAAAAUUAGUUCCAUAUACUUAUUUCGAAUAUUAUGUCAAGUAAUUUGCCUUUCCCCUGUGAAAUAUUUAUAUACAUAUAUAUACAUAAUUAUUGUAACAGCAAAUUAAACAAAAGCAUCCGCUUAAUAACAACAACAACCAUACCCUCUACGUAUAUAUACAAAAAUAUAUAUAUAUAUAUAUAUUGAAUAUGCCUUUACUAUAUAGUAGUAGAACAAAGAGAUUAUUAUGUUAUAGCAUGGAAAGGCAUUUGCUACUUAAUUGUUGACAGUUUUGAGAUAAUUGUUAUACCCCUUUCCCCCCCGUCGCUAGCAGCGUAAUAAUGAUUUAAUGUAAUUUUCAUUUAUCUGUAUAAAUCCGCUUUAACUGUAAUCCAAAGAAACAAAAAGACAAAACUAAUGCAUUCUAGUCAAAUACUAAUAAAAAAAAUAACUCUAACUAUAAUUAUGUUUAUAUAUAAUUUAAACAAAAUGCGUUGAGGGCAUCUGCAUAUACAUAUACAUAAACACAUAUACAUAUAUAAAAUACAUACACAUAUAU
Molecule: messenger RNA, 3329 nt
Organism: Drosophila willistoni
Lineage: Eukaryota; Metazoa; Arthropoda; Insecta; Diptera; Drosophilidae
Product: RUN and FYVE domain-containing protein 2
Exons: 6
Coding region: 159-2687 (842 amino acids)
Cellular component (GO): cytoplasm
Molecular function (GO): metal ion binding
Source: RefSeq, a predicted model, not a curated record